AUGUACCGCGCUGAUUAUAGAGCUGGACUGCUGCGCAGAUCGGGAUCCAAGGCUGAAACUUUACAGUCGGGCAACUUGAAAAAUGCUCAGGGUGGCGCCUCGGUGCAGCCGGGCCGCGAUCCACGCCAGCUUUCGAGCAGCGAUCUGCUCAGCCUCGCAAGCAAGGAACAGGCAGCUCGCCAGUCAAAAGUUGGAAAAGGACCUGAGGAGCGCAUUUAUGAGGUGAUGCUUCGGCAGGAGCUAGAGUCUUUUGUUCGUUUGACCGCUUCAGCGCUUCGUCUAGAGGAUGAGGAGCUGGUUGAGGUUGAUUCUGAGGACUCUUCAGAACAAGAGACGGCUCUGAGCAAAGACGCUGCCGAGCCUGCGCCUAGCCGUGUCCUUGUAGGAACGUUGAGCGAGAGCGUGCUGCCCCCGGUGGCUGGCACGGCUUCUGCACAGAGUGCGGCCUCGGCCUACAAUGCCUCGCGGCUGCGAGUCGGGAUCAUCGGAUGUGGGCGUAUCGGCCAGGUUCAUGCGAAUAACUUGGCGAACCGCGUGCCGAACGCUGCGCUUGUAGCUGUGAGUGAUGCCAUUGAGGAUGCUGCCCGACGGGUUGCGGCGCGUUUCCACGUCCCCAUCUGGUACACGAAUGCGGAGGACUUGGUGCAUGACCCUAGAGUGGACGCCGUGGUCAUCUGUUCGCCGACGGACACCCACGCACCGCUUAUGAAGGAGUGCGCGCGCUAUGGGAAGCACGUUUUCUGCGAGAAGCCGAUUGCACUCGGCCUUGAUGUGAUCGAUGAUGCGCUGGCAACACUGGACGCUGCGAAUGCGGACGUCAAAGAGCUGCGACUUCAAGCAAAACGCCCGAGCCUGUUCGUCAGCGGCGAGACUGGACUUGACAAUCUAAGCCUGGCACAAUUCGAGCAUGAUCGCCGGCUGCGUCGACUGCAACGCUCAGGCAUCCAGCUGAUGGUUGCUUUUCAGCGCAGAUACGAUCAAAACUUCCAACGUGCGCGCCUUGCCCAUGACUCCGGGUUUCUCGGGAGGCCACUCAAGCUACACCUUGUGUCGAGGGAUCCUGCGCCGCCACCGCUCGCCUAUCUCAAAGUCUCUGGCGGCAUCUGGCUCGACCAGGCGAUCCACGACUUCGAUAUGGCUCGAUUUCUGCUUAAGUCAGAGCCCGUCGAAGUGUUUGCCAUGGGCCUUUGCUGCGAACCGAGUAUAGCGGAAAUCGGGGACUGCGAUCACGUCAUGACUCAGGUGCGCUUCGCAAACGACGCAAUUUGCGUCAUCGACAAUUCGCGAUCGACUCCGCAUCAGGCGUAUGACCAGCGCGCGGAGCUCUUUGGAACCGAGGGCUGCAUCACCGUCGGCAACGAGUAUCCCAACACUGCUGAGUAUAUGGAUGUGAUUGGACAGCACCGGGACAAACCGUUGAACUUUUUCAUGGAACGUUACGCGGAGGCUUAUCUGCAGGAGAUGCUUGCCUGGGUGCAGCACCUGGUAGAGAUUCGAGCAGGCGGCGCCCGCAAAGCCGAAGCGGGAACGGAUGCGGGUACGCCUGCUUUGCCGUUGCCGUCGGGCUUCGACGGCCGCAUCGCCGUGGUUAUGGCCAUGGCCGCUAGACGUUCCUUCGAACUCAAAAGACCGGUACGCAUCACGGAAAUUGACCCGAGCCUGGAGCCGAUCAUCGAAGCAGCUCGCACGCGUGCUGUUUAA
This is a messenger RNA of Cyanidioschyzon merolae strain 10D, 1701 nucleotides long. RefSeq names its product similar to dehydrogenase. The transcript has a single exon. The coding region runs from base 1 to 1701 and encodes 566 amino acids. The record is from RefSeq and is a predicted model, not a curated record. NCBI's taxonomy places the organism in Eukaryota, Rhodophyta, Bangiophyceae, Cyanidiales, Cyanidiaceae. Gene Ontology annotation, molecular function: nucleotide binding.